Molecule: messenger RNA, 3723 nt
Organism: Cygnus atratus (black swan)
Lineage: Eukaryota; Metazoa; Chordata; Aves; Anseriformes; Anatidae
Gene: SLC25A44
Product: solute carrier family 25 member 44
Exons: 5
Coding region: 340-1281 (313 amino acids)
Biological process (GO): branched-chain amino acid catabolic process
Cellular component (GO): mitochondrion
Molecular function (GO): branched-chain amino acid transmembrane transporter activity
Source: RefSeq, a predicted model, not a curated record
CCGCCGCUCACUUCCGGCGGGCGGGAGCCGAGGGGAAGCGGCCAUGGGGCGGCGGGAGCGGCCGGCGGCGGGGCCGGGCGGGGCGGGGGCGUCCCGGCCACCGGCCUGAGAGCCUGGAACCCACAAGUGGCAUCGUGACAUCGAGGAGCAUCACAAACCCGGGAUGACCGGGAAGAAGCCGCUUUGGUCGCCAGUCCAUAUCCCUGAGCGCUCAUUAAAAGGUGCCGGCACGUCCGGUCUCGAGAGGCGCUCGAGAUAGAGGAGCUGGGCCUGGAUCCAUUCUGAGCUUCCGAGGUAGACCUGGGGCGUGCCAUCCGUGCUGCCCCUCCCCAGGGAGUCAUGGAGGACAAACGCAACAUCCCCAUCAUCGAGUGGGAGCACCUGGACAAAAGGAAAUUCUACGUCUUUGGGAUUUGCAUGACUAUGAUGAUCCGGGUGAGCGUUUACCCUUUCACGCUCAUCCGGACGCGACUGCAGGUUCAGAAGGGCAAGAGCCUCUACAACGGGACCUUCGACGCCUUUGUGAAAAUCCUGCGGACAGAAGGGACGGCUGGGCUCUACCGUGGCUUUUUGGUCAACACUUUCACCCUGAUCUCCGGACAGUGCUACGUGACGACGUACGAGCUCACUCGGAAGUACGUGUCCCGCUACAACAACAACAACGCCGUGAAGUCUCUGGUGGCGGGUGGCUCGGCCUCCCUGGUGGCCCAGAGCAUCACGGUGCCCAUCGAUGUGAUCUCCCAGCACCUCAUGAUGCAGAGGAAAGGGGAAAGCAUGGGCAGGUUCAAGGUGCAGAACCAGGACGGCAAGCGGAUGCUGGUCUUUGGCCAAACCAAGGACAUCAUUGUGCAGAUCUUCAAGGCUGACGGUUUUAGAGGUUUCUACAGGGGCUACGUGGCCUCUCUGCUCACCUAUAUUCCCAACAGCGCGGUCUGGUGGCCCUUCUACCACUUCUAUGCUGAACAGCUUUCUAGCUUGACUCCUAAAGACUGUCCCCACCUCCUCCUGCAAGCGAUCUCGGGGCCGCUUGCGGCUGCCACCGCUUCCACGCUCACCAACCCCAUGGACGUCAUCAGAGCUCGGGUUCAGGUGGAAGGCAAGAGCUCCAUCGUCCUUACCUUCAAACAGCUCAUGGCAGAGGAAGGUCCCUGGGGCCUGACGAAAGGUCUUUCUGCCCGCAUCAUCUCUGCCACUCCCUCCACCAUCGUCAUCGUGGUGGGGUACGAAACUCUGAAGAAGCUGAGCCUCCGCCCGGAGCUGGUGGAUUCAAGACACUGGUAGAGGCAGAUGGUGGGAGAGAAACCUUCUUUUGAACCCUCCGGAUUUGGACCGUCACGGUUGAAAGCUCAGGAGAGGCAGUUGCUGUCUCCUUUGUCUCUAGCUAACGUGGAGUGAGUUUUCACAGUACAAGGCAGAAGCAAGAGCAACUGCGAUUCGCCUCUUUAGAUUUGAUUGCAAUUCAGUGCUCUGCUGCUCUUUCUGCUCAAAACCACCAAAAACGUGACCCUUGGCAGUGCUCUUUGCCUGUGACAGUUCAUUCAAGAGCAGCCAGAUGUGUGAAUGAACCCUGGCAAAUUCUCGAUUCCCUUUUUUUUUUAAAUUAAAGACUUACUGGUUGAAGCAAAAAGCCAGUUUAUUCCUUAAAUUAUUUUAAUCUUUGUCAAACUUCCAAGCAGGGGAAUCUAACAGGCUGCAGCAGAGCCCUCUGGUGGGUUGUGUGCUGACUGCAGUUGUACUGUGGGAAGCUGGAGAACUAGACUAGGCAAGUAACUUUCCCCACUCACACACUUUUAUUGCUAGAAGGUGUGAGAAGAGAGUAACCUGGAACCACUUAAGACCUUAUUUCCUGCAUUUUAAAUAGAUCUGUACAUACCUUUUUUUGUAUAUUCUUGGAAAUGUUUCCUGUCUCUCAUCCUUCAAACAGCAAGCCUCGCUGGUAGGCAAGUUAAGGGCCGAGUUGGCUGUUUGUAAUUAGUUGAUGGCGAUUUUGACACCUAUGUUUUUAAUGUUAUUUAAUUUAAUUUUUCUUUUUUUUUUUUUUUUUUUAUUUCAGGGAAGCUUAUUCUGAUUUCUGGGGGACUGAGUGGUUGUUCUGUGGCCUUGUUCAAUGUGAGUGUCAAUGCUGCAUGUUCAGGGUGGCUGAUGCCACUUCCCACCUUUAGUUAGUUUAAGCGAAAACAAGCGCAGAGUUUGGAAGUGUCAGAUUGCUGUGCUGUCAGCAGCCAAGCCGAGAGCUGAGCUUGACUUGAGCUACGACUGGAUGGGAGGUAGGGAAGGAGAAAUCUUGUACUGGCUUUUGAUCCAGUUCAAACCUGACUGGCAUGUUCAUAUUGAAUAAGAAGUAAUGGUUUGCUAAUACAUUGUGAGCUUAAAUCCUGCUUAUCCUGUUCGGGAAGGACAAGGAUGAUUCUUUGCACACUCUUGCCGGAUCAAACUCUCAAGCUAUGGUGUGUUUCUUACAUGUCAAAAACUUGCAGCUGAACAAUGAAGCAAGAGGCUGCUGCUUGGGGAGGAGGAAGGAAGGGAUUGUUUGAUUUCACUCUGCUGGUCUCAGCGUUUGAGAUUUGCCUCUUACGAUACCAGCCCUCACGUAGUGCUCAGCCCAGGUAGUUGUAAGUCUGAGAGGGGAAGAGAAAUGCUUCCAGCUAACCGGUACGUUGCUGCCUCGGCUCCUCUCACCGCCGUAGCAAGGGAUUCUUGGCUGUGGGACGGAUCCCACCGAACCGUAGCUGCUGCCGGGCUCUCGGCUGUGUCUUCGUCAGGGACCUGCUCAGCGUGGCUCUUGCCCGAUCCCGGCGUCUGCAGCUCAGCCAGCAGAGACGGCGCCGCAGCUGCUGCCACAGGUGGAACACGCACGAACAGGGACUGCUGGAGUCAGAGAGCGACUUUUAUGUUCGAGGGCAGAACCUGGCUCUAAGAUGCAGCACUCCUUAAUUGGGUUGCAGAUGAGUCAUCAAAGACCUUUUAAUCCCACUUCUAAUUGUUGUCUGCAGCGUUAAGCAAGGUGAUGUAUGCGUCAGCCACUGGCAGAGCUGUUAAAGCAGCGUGUUCUGCAAGCUGCUCUUCUGUUGCAUUUUUGUUCUUUAAUUCCCUUGCAGUCAGCUCUGUAACAGCUGAUUCUGCUGUAGGAAUAGGAACAGUGGAAUCGCAGGAUUGCGAGGAAGUGUUGUGAGUUUGUGGUAGUCCUGUUCUCAUGCAACGGCAGCAGUAAUGCCAAUAUUAAAACAAUAAUCAGCCUUUGCCGGUUACCAGCAGGGUAAAUUUUGGUGUGUCAGGGGAAGCAGCAGACACCACGAAUGUAGGCAGAUGCGCUCGAGCUUAGUAUUUCUCUCUUAACCAGAGUAGUUCUCGGUAACUAAUAAACUUUGAGACCUUCAACUCGAUGCCUGAGCUUGAAGCAGGUCGGUCUCGGUGUGCUCGCCGAGGCAGUCUGCCAGUUCCUGUCACUCCACAGCAACGCUUCCUUAUUUUUAACGCUUUGCCUUCUAAGUAGCACUAGGAGGAACCUCCCCAGCAGAGACUGACCGAGAAGACGCUGGCAGUGACUAUGCACAAAGCCAAGCAAGCCAGAAAAAACACGGGCUGAAGCACCCAGGUAGUACCUGAAAGGGUGGGUCACUGUGAAACCCACGUCCCGACCCUCCGUUGUGAGACGCUGCUAGCUCUGGCUCUCUUACAAGCAGUGGAGUAUCUUUACGAGUAAAAAUGUGUGUGAUCUCGUUC